Epinephelus fuscoguttatus (brown-marbled grouper) is the source of this 2166-nucleotide messenger RNA. It is a transcript of the gene dpagt1, whose product is annotated as dolichyl-phosphate (UDP-N-acetylglucosamine) N-acetylglucosaminephosphotransferase 1 (GlcNAc-1-P transferase). Bases 314 to 1546 code for a protein of 410 amino acids. Gene Ontology annotation, cellular component: membrane. The transcript has 9 exons. NCBI's taxonomy places the organism in Eukaryota, Metazoa, Chordata, Actinopteri, Perciformes, Serranidae. Gene Ontology annotation, biological process: protein N-linked glycosylation; dolichol-linked oligosaccharide biosynthetic process. The record is from RefSeq and is a predicted model, not a curated record. Gene Ontology annotation, molecular function: UDP-N-acetylglucosamine-dolichyl-phosphate N-acetylglucosaminephosphotransferase activity.
AAGUGAAACCACCUCCUAACAUCCGGGACUUGACGGUUAAACUGAUAAUCAGACGUGGAGUUUGACAAGCAGGCUGUUAGCAGAUAUUAGCACCAAUAACACGGAAUGAAAGAUGGUAUGGAUUACCGUUGCGACUCACGGACUUAUUUUUCUCUGACACCGGAAGCGCGGAGAUGUAUUUCGCUUUAGAAUAACGAUAUGACAUGUUUUUACCUCCGUGAGGACAGCCACAGCUCGUUCAUCGAUCGCCCGAGGGGGCAACAUUAGAUUAGCGACAAACCUGGUUUGAUCUGUCAGAAACGGAGCCACAGAAAUGCCUGACAACAUGUCACCUGUACCCGUCCUGCCGUUGGUGAUUAACUGCUUCCUGUCUGUGCUCGGCUGUAUGGCCACGUUAAAACUCAUUCCUGCUUUCAAAGACCAUUUCAUCUCAGCCAGACUGUACGGAAUGGACCUAAACAAGACGUCCAAGAAGGAAGUCCCAGAGUCCCAGGGAGUCAUCAGUGGGACGGUCUUCCUCAUCAUCCUCUUCUGCUUCAUCCCAGUGCCUUUCCUUAGCUGCUUUGUAGGAGAUCAGUGCAUGGGCUUCCCACAUGAUGAGUUCGUCCAGCUGAUCGGUGCUCUUCUGGCCAUCUGUUGCAUGAUCUUCCUGGGCUUUGCGGAUGAUGUGCUGAACCUGCGGUGGAGACACAAGCUCCUGCUUCCCACCAUGGCUUCCCUGCCGCUGCUCAUGGUCUAUUUUACCAACUUCGGCAACACGGUCAUCGUGGUGCCAAAGCCCUUCAGAGCCCUGCUUGGGCUGCACUUGGAUUUGGGUAUUCUUUACUACGUCUACAUGGGAAUGCUUGCAGUGUUCUGCACAAAUGCCAUCAACAUCCUAGCAGGCAUCAAUGGCAUUGAGUCGGGUCAAGCCCUGUUUAUCUCCGGAUCCAUCAUCAUCUUCAACCUGCUGGAGCUCAGCGGAGAUUACCGUGACGACCAUGUUUUCUCCCUCUACUUCAUGAUACCAUUCUUCUUCACCACAUUAGCACUUUUUUACCACAACUGGUACCCUUCAUCUGUGUUCGUUGGAGACACUUUCUGCUACUUUGCCGGGAUGACCUUCGCUGUCGUCGGCAUCCUGGGACACUUCAGCAAAACAAUGCUGCUGUUCUUCAUUCCUCAAGUGGUUAACUUUGUCUACUCCUUGCCUCAGCUUUUUCACAUCAUCCCCUGUCCCCGACACCGGCUCCCCAGGCUGAAUCCAGACACAGGCAAACUGGGGAUGAGCUACUCUAAAUUCAAAAGAAAGGACCUCUCAAAAUUAGGACACCUCAUUCUGAAGGUGGCAGAGUUAUUAAAGCUACUAGAAGUGCGAAGAGGCCAGGAGGGAGAUGAUGAUUUUAUUGAGUGCAACAACAUGACCUUAAUAAAUCUGGCACUGAAAUUACUCGGUCCCACCCAUGAGAGAAACCUCACAGUCAUCAUGCUCAUCAUACAGGUGAUGGGCAGCGCAGUGGCUUUUGGGAUACGUUAUCAUCUGGUGCGCCUCUUUUACGACGUCUAGACAGCUCUGCCAGAAAGAGGAGGGAAUGCCGAUGGAGAAAAUAUGAUGUUGUUGUGGAACUAUUUUACAGGCUCAAUGGUUCGUCUGCCUUUUUAAUAGAUUCCAUUACCUCACUGUUACUUUUCUGCCUCAGACUGUACCUGCAGUGCUGACCCGGUGCAACGUUCAAAGCUACAUUUCAUUUCUUAAAACAUGUUCACAUACAGUGUACAAGCAUAAACUGCUCAGGGUCUGACAUCAAGAGCAGUUCUGUAUGUUAUUCCCACAAAGUUUCAGUGAUUACAAGCAGGAGGAAGUAACUGGGUUUUAAUGAUCUCGUGUGUCCACCGUGAAAGUAUAUUUUUGUACUUGGUUUUUUAAAGGAAAGUACAGUAAGUGGGGAUGACCGAAAGUCACCCAUGGCUGCCUGCUACUAAAUUACUACCAUUUGAUAACAGAUUUAUAGAUGCAGAAGUUCUCUAAAAAUGAUAAAAACAUUCAAACAGCAGUUCAUUGCUUGAAUCUGCAGUUGGAAAAUGUUUUCAUUCACACUUCAUUUUCCACGACUUAUCAAUCCAUGCAACAUUAAUAUAUGAAUUUAUAAGUUAAUGUAAUUUUUUUUUUUUUUUUUUUUUUUUUAA